GCGGACCCGCCAGUGAUCCCGAGGGUGCUGGGGAGGCGAGAGGUCUUAGUAUUGUGUCGCGCACUUUCUCGCGCAUCUUGCCACCGCCAUGAAGGAAUGGGUCAGGCUUUUUAGUGAUGUAGUGACGCGGGCUUUUUACGGCACGAGGACUCCGGCUGCGACUCCGGCGUCCGGGUCCAACGAAGAUCCUGCUCAACAGACUCCUGCUGCGAGUCCUCCGUUGACAGCAGUGACCUCUCUACCUACAGCAGGUAACGCAGCUACUGGUCCUCCCCCUCCCCCCCUCGCGACACCUCCCCAGACACCCCCCUGCGCCCCCUUAGGUUUCCCUCAGUCGUCCUCAGCCCCGGUCUCGAUCCCCCCGAGCCUUCCUAAAGACGGCCAGCAGAGCGCGUCCGCGAGGCAGUCCUCCCCGGCAGGAGCUGCCCAGUCGCUGUGGUCGCGGUUCUACGGUUCCGCACCGCCAACUCAGCCUCAGGAAAAGGCUGUCAGUGACACAGGGCAGGAAAGGGGAAGAGGCCGUGGGCGUGGACGAGGUGGGGGCCGAGGGCGUGGUAGAGGGGCGUCUCUUGAAGGCGGCAAUGACAGUCCGAAACUUCCCAAGGGAAACCAGCAUCCCCAGAAACCCUCCCCGUCCUCCUCUCCCCACAGCGCUCGAAAUUCCAAUUCAUCAGUCCCUCCUCGACCGAAACGACCUGGCUCUUGGCGCCAGUUGCCCGGCGCUCUGUCUCGCUCCCUGAGUCCCGAAAAGCCGUCCGUGACUCAGCCUCCGCCGGUGGACGAGGACGGCUUCACCCUCGUGCAGCGACGCAGCAAGCCGGGGCGACCUCCACCCAGUCCUCGCUCGAACGGAGCUGCCAGUCAGGGCGAAGACACCUUCUAUGAUGCGCAAUCCAGCUACGAUGUUUUUGUAAAAGAUGACUUUGUUCUGAACAAGGACGAUUUCCCAGGCAUCCAGAAGGGCAAUGGGACUAGUCAAAGGCCAGGAGCGUCGCGAUCGCCGUCGACACACAAGCGACCUGCCUCUCAAGAGUCAGGAAACUGCAAUCGAGCCAGGAGCAGCAGUGCCAACGAUGGUUCUUCACAGAAGGAGGAGUCCAAGGAACAGCCUAAUAAAUCCUCCAAGAACCAAAAUCGAAAAUUGCUCUCUGUCAGUCAGUCGCCCACUAGGAAUAAACAAGAAAAGGCAAAAGACAAAAAGAAUGAAGCUGAAAAGCAAAAGGUAAAGCCUGAAGUAAUAAAACAAGAUCAAGCACUUUUACAGAAGCAACAGAAAGAUCAAAAAACUUUUGAGAGCGAGAAUGACAUUUCGAGACUGAAGGAAACUCCCGACGACAAGAGAUGUGGAGCGACGGUUGGUAAACAUACCCAAAAGAACGAGGUUGAAAUAGAUGAGUUAAAUGCAAGUGUAGAUUCCCAAAAGAAAUCAACAAAGAAAGUAGACAACAAAAAGCCAGAAAGCAAAGUGGCUAUAGGAGAGAAUGAAAAACUAGUAAAUGACGCCAGUGAUAAAGGAAAGCCCAUCGAUAAUAAUGAGGAAUUCACAGUAAAUAAUGAAAACAGACCAAAAAAGACGAAAAAGAAAAAUAAGCGAAAAUCAGGUAAAUCCGACAACCUCGAGGCCGAAGACGCAAGCGCAACGAAGGAGCAGCAGGUGAGUCUUCCUGUUGGUCCUCAAGAAAAGUCCUGUGAGUCGGACAGGCAGAUCGACCACACACAAGAAACCGAGACGCAGAUAUCAGAAAGAUCCACGGAUGAAAAAGCUAACGUUGUGGUUCUCAAGACUCCUGACGUGGAUAAGCACGCAGUACAGAACACAGAUGAAAUUCCGAAGGAAUCAGUACCUGCAAUGGACAAUUUAUCUGGCUAUGUAAUGGACCACUGCCACACGCUCAUUCCGAAGGCGCAGAAACCUGGGAAGGAAACAGAGCAAAAAGAUACCACAGAGGGUGAAGGAAAGAACCGCGCUGGACUCGAAGAAACGAUUUCAGAUAAGGUACCGAAUGACGUAAAGGAUAAUGAAAUUAUUCAGAGAGAUGAGAUGCAGUGUGAUGAAUAUUCCAGCACAGGUCAGAAGAACAACGAAAGUCAAGGCACGAAGAAAAUCGUAAUCAUAGAGGAAGACAAAGAGUUAUCACCAGAAACGGUGAAGCCAGAACAGGAAGAGAAAACUGAGUCUCCUGUAGAUGUGAAGCUCGAGAUAUCUCAAGAGCCAGUGGAGCUAGAACAGGAAAAGGAAACCGAGUCCCCCGUAGAUGUAGAGGUCGAAAAUUCAGUGUAUGACACCGCCAAAACGUCGCCAGAGGAAGAUCAUUUGCAAGAACGUACUGACAAACCUCAAGUAGAUUCCAGCGACGAGUCUUGCGAAGUAACCUUUGUCUUUCCAGAGAGAAGGGAGAGCUUUAAUGAUGACAUUGACGUAAGUGAAGUUGAUAUGCAGGUCAGCAUCGUCUUACAAAAUGUCGCUAGCAGUUUAGAGAACUCCGAAGACUCGGAAGGAAACGGGGAUUCUACUGAGGUAGAACAUUCCUUUGAAUGCAGAAGUACUGACCACGACCCGGGGGGAUUAAUCAGUGAUUACAUGAAAACUCACACGAUAUAUACAGACGACGAAUCAAGCGACGUAGAUGAUUAUGAGCAGAUGACUGACACCGAGGAAAAUGACCUUUCUAAAGAUGUAAUAAGGCAUAUGGAGACAAUUGCCGAGGUAGCUGAUGAAGCAUUAUCUAAUGAAUGCGAGGAAGUAAAUGUCAAAAAUGAAAGUCAAGAAGAGAAGGCUGCUGACCAACCAACCCCGACAGGUCAGAACCUAGGUAGCGAAAUUGAAAUUACAAAAUUGAAAGACAUUAUAUUAGAGAAAAAGAAAAAUAUCCAGACAAUACAAGACGCGUUGAAAGGACACGUGGUGGAUAUAAGCCAACUGAGAGGAGAUGCCAAAGAACACAAGGACUCCAAGGACUCACUGCCUGACGUCGACAAGAAUAAGGAGGAUAAUAAGGACGCCUCCGAUCUGAGCAGCAAACGCAGACAAAGUCCCGACGGGGCUGAGGCCGACGUCGGGAUGCUGUGGGUGAUCGAGAAGUCCGUCGUCAAAGGGGAGAAGGACAUCAACAGCCUGAACAAGACCAUUGCCGAGACGAUGAACAAAAGUAAAACCGACGAGACAGUAACAGAUAAGGAUAAGACAAAUGAUGAGAACGUAAAGGAAGGUGAAGCACCGAAGCAACGCGGCGAGAAAAAGAAAGAGGAUGAAGAAAUAGAACGACUGCUUGAAGAGGAAAGGCUUCAGAGGAAGAAAAAACGGGAAGAGAAAUAUAAGAAAGAGGAGGAGAUAGACCUAAUGAGACAUGAAAUAAAGAUAAAUCUAGAGAGACGGAAGAAAUCAAAACAAAAAGAAGAAUAUGUUAAAGAAGGCAAGGAAGAGGUGGAGGAAGGACAAACUAAAAGGGAAGAUUCGAAAGAAAAGGAAGUAAAACAGAAUAUCGAAGAACAUAAAGAAGCAACGCCAAAAACGAAGGAAGAGCAUGGGAGAACUACAAAAGAAGAACCAAAGAAACAAACAAAGGAUAAGGAAGGGGACAGAAUUAAGGAAACGACACAUACACAGGAUAACGCUCUAAAGGAAAUUCAGAAUCUGCAAUGUGACGAGAGGGAGAAAGAGGAAAGGAAAGAUAAGAAGAGAAAUAACCGCGAUCAAGAAUCAAAGGAACCAGAAGCAAAGUGCGAAGUGCAUGAAAUUGAAAACAUCGGUGACGAGGCACUCCGAAGACGGAGGGAGAAGGAGGAACGAAAGGAAAAGAGAAGAAAACGGCGAGAAGAAAAAGCAAGAAUAAAAGAGGCGCUACGAAGUGCUCAGAGCGGUGACGAAAACUUAUUGCAAGACCUUCGCCGACUGGAAAUGGAAAAGCGAAAAGAAAAAGAGGAAAGGAGACUGAGGAAACAGAAGCGCGAACAGGAAGCAAAGAGCCCGGAAGCCAGAGAACCCGAGCAAGAGGGAAGGGAGCGAGACCGGAGGGAGCGAGAGGUUGACGAAGGGAAUGAAAGACAACGAAGUGGAGAAAGGGAGGAGGCAGAGCGGCACGAAGAGAGCCAAGAAAAUGCCAUCGAACCUAAACGAGAAACAGCAGAGGAACGCAAGGAGAAAAGGGACAGAAACAUAAAGAAACGAGAGGUAAAAGCGGAGCAGGAAGAGGCGCUGCGUCAUAGCAUAAAUAACAAGGGCAGCUUCGGUGACUCACCUGCCACUGUUAUAUCUGUGCUUGACGACUGCAGUUCCUUGCAUGACCGAGCUCCGGACGCACAUGACGGGAAGACGAAGGCCAAGGAAAAUGAUAAAGCCAAACAAGAAAGCUACCCUGAGAAGUCCCACUCGAUAAGAAAAGGCGACGAAACGGAAAAACCUUCAAUCCGGGAGGAUAAAAGAGAAUCGCCAAAAGUGGACGAGACACAGACUGCGAAAUCCGACAUGGAAGAGAGCACAGUCAAGGAGCGCAGCUCCAGAAGGGAGGACAGAGGCCAGGAGGAACCGACGGCAGAAGCGGUGCAAGCGGCUGCAAGACGAAGGGAGAAGAACGGAAAAUGAAGAGGCAGCGGAAGCAACGAUUGGAGGACUGUUUAGCGACAUUUCCAAUCUCACUGUUCUUAAGAAAUUCGAGGAACUGGUUGCCGAACGGAGAAAGAGAAAAAGCAAGCGUCUGGAGAAUGAUUCGAACCAAGAGCCCCCAAAAGAGGAACCCGCUGAAGCUCCGAGACGAAGGAGAUUGCCUCAGCAGGAAGGAACGAACGGAGGUGAAGCACCCACCUCCAAAGACCCGAAGAAAGAGGAGGGAUCUUCUGUCCCCGAGGGCCAGCCAGCGCGAAGGAGGAGGCGAGCCGAGGAGGAGGACCAGGUCAGCAAAGACUACGAGGAGAUCUUUGCGCGACGCCGUCAGCGGAAGAGCCGCCUGGUGGAGGGUGACAGCAGCCAGAUAGAUGACGACCGCCGCUCCAUGUUCGCCUCCGAGAGUCAGGAUUCUCAGCCAGUAGCAGCGAGUGACGCCGAGAAGCACUUCGAGGAAAUCCUUCAAAGGAGGAAGCGCAUUAGGAGGCAGAGAUACGUCUCCUUGCACAAGGACGACCAUGAGCUUACUGGCGGCUCCUCGCCUACGCCAGGCUCGCGGGAACA
Messenger RNA from Penaeus monodon (black tiger shrimp), 5164 nucleotides. Its product is annotated as trichohyalin-like. The coding region runs from base 89 to 4582 and encodes 1497 amino acids. The transcript has a single exon. Lineage: Eukaryota; Metazoa; Arthropoda; Malacostraca; Decapoda; Penaeidae. The record is from RefSeq and is a predicted model, not a curated record.